Molecule: messenger RNA, 1490 nt
Organism: Paramisgurnus dabryanus
Lineage: Eukaryota; Metazoa; Chordata; Actinopteri; Cypriniformes; Cobitidae
Product: E3 SUMO-protein ligase ZBED1-like
Molecular function (GO): protein dimerization activity
Source: RefSeq, a predicted model, not a curated record
GACAACCAUUGGGACUGACAGUGCACGUAACAUGGUUGCCGCAAUUCGACUUACACGCUAUGAACACAUGAGCUGUGUCGCUCACAUGGUGCAGAGAAGUGUCACAGUGAGUCUUGCUGACAGCGGCUUUGUAAAUGCUUUGGCCAAGGCUCGCAAAGUUGUCGGUCAUUUUAAGCACAGCCCAGCAAAUGCUACGGAGCUUCAAGCACAACAAGUCAGCCUGGGAAAGAAGCAAGAGCCAUUGAUCCAGGACGUUCCAACACGUUGGAAUUCGACGCUGGAAAUGGUCAAGCGCUUGAGCAGAAAUAAAGAGGCUGUCAUCGCAGCCCUGGACAAUCAGGAGCACAAACUCGUUUUGCCGACCGCAGCAGAGUGGGAUAAACUGCAGAGGCUGGAGGCACUUCUAGAGCCAUGCAGGUAUGUAACUGAGCUCCUGGGUGGAGAGGCCUAUGUCUCCUGUUCUGUGGUACUACCUUCUCUCUGCCACUUGCGUCUCAAGAUGGAAGCCUGUGAUGAGGACCCUGCAUAUGUGGUGAGAUUCAAGACCAAGUUCAAGGAGGACCUAGCAUUCCGCCAAGAACAUCUCAACAAUGCAUGGCUCCAGAUUGCUACAGUUUUGGAUCCUCGUUUCAAAGACUUGAAAUGCCUGCCCAAGACAGACAGGGAAGCGGUGUGGACCACACUUGAAGGGAUGCUGCAACAAGAAUCACCCAGAAAGUCUUCACAGACACAUGAUGAUGGGCCACCCAGGAAGAAAAUCAGCCUUCUGCAAAUGGGCUCAGAUUCAGAAUCAGAAGAUGAAGAGGUCCAACCUGCCAUACAGAGGUACAGAGCAGAGCCCACCAUUACAUUGGAGGACUGCCCCUUGAAGUGGUGGGCAUCUCAUUCAGGAGCCCAUGAAAAGCUGGCCUCACUAGCUCACAAAUAUCUAGCCACUCCUGCAACCACCGUUCCCUGUGAACGACUUUUCUCAGUUGCAGGUCACAUUGUGAACAAGAAAAGGUCAGCUUUACUUUCAGAAAAUGUGAAAAAGUUAGUUUGCCUCAGCAACUGCCUGAAAGAUGAUAAAGCUCAGUAGAUUUGAAAGGUGAUGUUCAAACAAAAAGACCAGUUUCAGUGUAACAUGUUAUAGUAGUUAGCAACUGGAUUUUUGAGCAACUGGAUUAAAGAAUGGAGGAAAAGGUAAAAGAUUGUUCUUUGGUUUGAUUUAAAAGUUUUAUUGAACAUGUUUUGUUCCACAUAAAAACGCAACAGAUGACUCAAAUUGUGCAAAAAUGUGGUAGGCCACUGUUAUGUGGUUAUGUGUUAAUGUGGUAGGCUACAUUUGUUGCUUUCUGUUCAAUUUAAUACUGUAAAUUGUACAUCCUGGUUAAGAGGAAUGCCAAAGAGGAAGCGAUGGGACAUUACAAAGACAAAUAUAAUGGUGUGUAGUAUGUUUCAGCUUGAUUUAAACCACCAUUAUUUGGCUGUGUUAAUAAACGGACAUAGUA